AUGGAUGAUGAAAACCACAAGAAUGCAUCUAAGCGUAGUACAGAUUUUGAUUGCAACAUGGUUGUUCUCAACCAUGAUGAAGUUGAGGGCUUAUCAAAGAAGGACCAUGAUGAAUUGGAGAGGCGACUAAAACUUUUAAAUAAGCCUGCAGUAAAAACUAUCAAGACUGAAUAUGGAGAUAUUUAUGACUGUAUGGAUUUUUAUCUACAACCUGCAUUUGAUCAUCCUUUACUGAAGAAUCAUACUUAUCAUCCUCAGAGAGACAAAGAAUCCGCAACAUCCAAUAGCUCCUCCAAACUCGGGCUGAGAGAUGGAGGUUGUCCAAUGGGAACAGUUCCUAUUAGAAGAUCUACCAAAGAAGAUCUCAUUAGAGAAAGAAGAUUUAAUGCUAGUUAUGCUGGUGGCAUCUUUCACUUUGCUCUAGGACAAACGCUAAAUGAUCCGGAUUUCGAAAUUUCAGGAGCUGGAACAACAAGUAGUAUUUAUAAUUCAAAGGUUCUUCCGAACCAAUGGAGUGCAUCCAUCGUGAAGGUACAAAAUGGCCGUGACCAAAUACAAGCUGGGUGGCGU
Molecule: messenger RNA, 570 nt
Organism: Nicotiana tabacum (common tobacco)
Lineage: Eukaryota; Viridiplantae; Streptophyta; Magnoliopsida; Solanales; Solanaceae
Source: RefSeq, a predicted model, not a curated record